Messenger RNA from Cladophialophora yegresii CBS 114405, 243 nucleotides. RefSeq lists its product as uncharacterized. The coding region runs from base 1 to 243 and encodes 80 amino acids. The transcript has a single exon. The record is from RefSeq and is a predicted model, not a curated record. NCBI's taxonomy places the organism in Eukaryota, Fungi, Ascomycota, Eurotiomycetes, Chaetothyriales, Herpotrichiellaceae.
AUGACCGACUCCGAGGACGAGUACAACCAUUUUAUACGAGCCACGAAAGACAUCCCCCUCGCUCGACUCACGAUCUUAAUGCAUCCGGGCUUCAACACCACCACGGCCCUUGAUCGAAAGCACCGGCAUGAUCGCGAUGCUCAAACAGCACGGCGCACCGAGCUGGCUCAACUGCGAAACUAUCUCAUGCUAAGUACCCUGCGUGACGAGCGGCACGUUGUCUGGCUCGACGCCGACGUUUAA